Messenger RNA from Doryrhamphus excisus (bluestripe pipefish), 6427 nucleotides. The record is from RefSeq and is a predicted model, not a curated record. NCBI's taxonomy places the organism in Eukaryota, Metazoa, Chordata, Actinopteri, Syngnathiformes, Syngnathidae.
AACAUCCAGCAGCAACACAACAUUUUGGCAUGACUACUAUUUUGAUGAAAAAUAUACUGAACCAGGGCUGCACAGCGGCCGGGUGGUUAGCGCACAGGCUUCACAGCUAGGAGACCCGAGUUCAAUUCCAUCCUCAACCAUCUCUGUGUGGAGUUUACAUGUUCUCCCCAUGCAUGUGUGGGUUUUCUCCGGGUACUCCAGUUUCCUCCCACAUUCAUGACCGAGGGUGGAAUUGAACUCGGGUCUCCAAGUUGUGAGGCCUGCAUGCUAACCACGUGUUUACCGUGCAGCCAUACUGAAGUGCUUUAAAAAUGCAUUUUUUUGUGUGACAAAUCCAAAAGAAAACCAACCACAACAAAAAUCAGAGCGUGAAUGGAAGCUAGCGGGGUUAGCUUAGUUUAGCAGAGCAUGCUGGUGUGGCUGUUUGUGUAUGUGUGUGUGAGGCAAAGAAACAAAAGAGUGAUUAAAAACACCUUAAUUACAUUCAGAAAUACAAAUAAACUUUGAAUAUAUUUCACAAGUAUAGGUGGUGGUUAGCGCGCAGGCUACACAGCUAGGAGACCCCAGUUCGAUUCCACCCUCGGGUAAUUCUGUGUGGAGUUUACAUGUUCUCCCCGUGCAUGCAUGAGUUUUCUCCGGGUACUCCGGUUUCCUCCCACAUUCCAAAAAAACAUGCUAGGUUAAUUAGCGACUCCAAAUUGUCCGUAGGUAUGAAUGUGAGUGUGAAUGGUUGUUUGUCUAUAUGUGCACUGUGAUUGGCUGGCCACCAGUCUCAGGGUGUACCCCGCCUCUCUCGCCUGAAGACAGCUGGGAUAGGCUCCAGCACCCCCCACGACAGUAUCACUCGGAUACUGUGAACAUCCAGCAGCAACACGACAUUUUGGCAUGACUACUAUUUUGAUGAAAAAUAUACUGAACCAGGGCAUGUCAGCGUACCUCAUGAGAGUUCAUUUCAACGGACUGUUUGGCUUUUUCUUUGCUUUUCAUAGCUUUUUAUGGAUACAUUUUACAUUUUAACAGUGGGAAAAACAAGGUAGGAAUGUUACAAUGUUACAAUGUUGCUUGUACAGUUAAUAACAGGUUGACGAUAUAAUAGUUGUAUGUAUAGUAAUUGCAAUAGUUUAACACUGGAGCAGAUUAUUCCUUUUUCUCGGAAUCCCACAUUUCAGAUUAUCAUUUCCGACAAAACAUGUAUCGAUUGUGUUUUGUGUCACUUUUUUGGUUUGUUGUUUCACAAAAAACGAUUUUUUUUGUCAAACCCCAAAACACUUCGGUGUGGCUUGGGGGCCAUUUUGUAUCGUGGUACUGAUUCUGUUACACUAUCCCCAACUUUCAGUGUAACCUAUUGCUAUUUAAGUCAUUGUAUGGUUUUGUAAAAUGUUGUCUCAGGGUUUCUGACGUUUUAUAAUAAUAAUUUAUUGUGAUUGUAGCUCAGCUUGAGGGCUCAUAUCAUUUUUUUUUUUUUUUUUUACUGUGACUGGCUAUGAAGUUGUUGUUUUUUCUCAACAAACUGUUGAAUUGUUGCAAAUGAGACAUUUGCAAAUUAUUUCAUAAGCAGAUCCCAGGCUGUUCAGUUUAAGGGUUCUUUAUUCUUUUUCUGUUUUGCAAUGUUGAAAAAAAAAAUAAAAGGUAUUCCUCAAGGCUCUGUGUUGAGCCCACUGUUAUAUUGUGACACGCGUGAAAUUGCAGGAGGUUAUGACACGAUAUAAAGUAAAACAGCUGCAGUGCUGUUUCUGUCCACCAGAGGAACCCAUAUGGAGGCUGACGUCAGUGCAGCAUUUCAAUGACUGCGCUGCUUGGAUGUAGUUCUGAAGUAGAGAUUAAAAAUUAAAAUUUAGCCGUAAAUUAACAACAACGCUGUAUAUAUAUAUAUAAAACGGUCGCAGCUUACACACGGGAAUUUAUGAUACUCAUUGUCUUAUCCUGGAUACUGUGUACUAUGGAGCGAUGACAUUCAUUUGGAAUUUUUUCCAUGAUUGUACCUUAUGUGUAUUGACUGAAAGACUUGUUUUAAAUGUAGGUCUUCUGCUUCCUUUUGGCCAGGUCUCUCUGGCAAAAGAGAUUUUUGGUCUUAAUGGGAAAAACCUGACUGGAUACAUUGAAAAAUUUUAAUAAUGAAAACAUAAUACUCAAAAAAAAAAAAUACAAAAGCAACGCUGACAUUGUUCAUGAGUUGAACUCAACAUGUAAAAAAGUUUUUCUUGUGCACAAAAGGCAUAUUUCAUUCAUUGAUUGAAAUGUUGACUAUUGUUUUUCUCCUGGAUUGAGUGUUUUUUUUCCAUCCAUCCAUUUUCUAUACUGUUUGUCAAGUCGCAGGUGGAUUUUGCUCACCAUCAUGGCCGCCGAACCCUUGCAGGACGUACUACGGAAGUGCUUACGGAAUUGUCAGACUUUCAAAAUGCUCGGCCUCCAACUUAGAUAUCCAAUAAGACUUCCGUGGGUUCAACUACUUCCGAAAAAUCACAUUCUGUUGUGAACUUUGCCAUAACGCGCCAUGGAUGGAUGGAUGGAUGGCACGGCAAUGCUGCAUGUGUCCACCAGAGGGAGACAGCGGAGCCCAGAGGGAGACUGACGUCAUUGCAGCGCCGUUGUAGGGUCAAUGGUAUCAUUUACCAGACAUCGGUCGUCAUGACGAGUCACCGUCACCAUCCUGCUGUCUUGGAGAACCAGCUCAUGGGAUAUCCGUUCGAUGCUAAUCGAAAGGAUGUCCUGGAAAUCACAGAAGGAACCAUCAGGCUGACAACUUCCACUGGUUUGAAUGCCGGUUUCGCCACCGACUCUCAUGUGACUGAACGUUCCGCCGGAAUGACAAGAACCAGCGUUCACAAAGUAGACUUCGCUUCCCACGUCGGGAACGAUUCCAGCCAUUUCAACCAGGCCCAGCCUUGCCCAGACCCUAGCUCCAGUGGCCCCCAGUAAACCUUUGACUGCACCACCUACCCUUGGGAGUGUGUUAGUGUGUUGUUGGCUGCAGGCUGCAAGAGCGCUUCUAUUCAAAGUAUCGGCAUUCUCCUGCCAGGGAAGUCAAACGGGACCAGCAAUAAGAGCGAAUUCGGGAAUACUAGUUCCAUCAUUUUUCUUCUGUGGAAUCUUUCAUUUAAAGACCAACACAGAUGAUGGCGGUGCAGUCAACCAGCGAGUUCUCCACACAGAGCUUUGUCUUAGCGGACUAUGCGGUCUUCGCCGCCAUGCUGGUGAUCUCCUUGGGCAUCGGACUCUUUCAGGCGUUGAAGAAGAAGCCCCAGGAUGCAAACACCGAUGACUUCUUCACCGGUCGUCGUAGUUUGCCGGCGGUGCCCGUCGGACUGUCCCUCUGUGCCAGCUUUAUGUCCGCCGUCCAGGUUUUGGGGGUUCCAGUCGAGGCUUCUCGCUACGGCUUCAAGUUCGUGUACAUGUGCCUCGGCCAAAGCAUCAACACUCUGCUGACGGCGUAUCUCUUUCUGCCCAUUUUCUUUCGUCUUGGGGUCACAAGCACCAAUCAGGUGAGAAGUCCAUUCCAGUGUGAUACCUCUAGUCUGUGUAGGGAUGGUUAUGACUUGGUGGAUGGAAAGGAAUUGGACUUGCCAAGUGGAUGCAGGUGCUUGUAUCUGAAGAUGAGGUUCGGCAGAGGGAUGCAGCUGCUUGGAAGUGUCCAGUUUCUCGUGGCCACGGUGUUUUACACCGGGAUUGUCAUCUACGCACCGGCACUCAUACUUAAUCAAGCAACUGGACUCAAUAUGUGGCUGUCUCUUUGCUCCACCGGAAUCAUCUGCACCCUGUACACAACGCUGGGCGGGAUAAAGGCCGUGAUCUGGACGGAUGUUUUCCAGAUCAUUGUGAUGCUUUCAGGCUUUGUGGCCAUUUUCAUCCACGGUACGGUUCUCGUCGGCGGUCCUGCGAUGGUACUGGAAAUCGCCAACAAUGGAUCACGGAUUAAUUUCAAUGAUUUUGACUUUGACCCACGUCGACGUUACACCUUCUGGAGCUUAUCCGUGGGGGGGGCACUCGUCUGGCUGUCCAUGUAUGGAGCGAACCAAGCUCAAGUCCAGCGAUAUGUCUCCUGCAAAACAGAAAGAGACGCCCAGUGGGCAUUACUAAUCAACCAGUUGGGCUUAUUCCUAAUUGUGGGCAGCGCAGCAACCUGUGGCAUCGUCAUGUUUGCUUACUAUGUCAACUGCGAUCCUUUGCGGUCUGGCAGAUUUUCUUCACCUGAUCUAUAUGUGCCGUACUUUGUGCUGGACAUAUUCAAAAACUAUCCUGGCUUUCCUGGUCUGUUCCUGGCCUGUGCGUACAGCGGCACCUUGAGCACGGUUUCCACGAGUAUCAACGCAAUGGCCGCAGUAACAAUGGAGGAUCUCUUACAACCUCAUCUGCGCGGCAUGAACCAGAAGAAACAAAUCCUUCUUUCGAAAGGACUGUCCUUGGUCUACGGAACCGCUUGCAUCAUUGUAGCUGCUCUAUCCUCCCUCCUGGACGCGGGGGUUCUUCAGGCGUCCCUUACAGUCAUGGCUGCCAUCAGUGGUCCGUUACUGGGUGUGUUCAUUUUGGGGAUGUUUCUUCCAGGCACAAACAAACUGGGUGCCUUCUCAGGCGUGACAGCGGGCCUCUGUGUGUCUUUGUGGCUGGCUGUCGGUUCCACUCUGUACCCGCCCAGCCAGGCGACCAUGGGCGUGCUGCCCACUUACACAGACCGGUGUGAACCCGGAAUCCUGAAUGACACUCAACAGCAGCACUCCAUUUCAACGCCACUUCUCCCUGACGGUCCCGGGGGCCUGCAUGAUUUCUACGCCAUAUCCUACCUCUAUAUUGGUGCCAUAGCAGUCGUCUCGGCUGUUCUAGUUGGGAUCCUUGUAAGCUCUGUUUCAGGACCGACCAAGAGAGCUGAUCUUAAACCGGGCUUGUUAUGGUGGGACCUGGGGAAAAAGCAGGCGGCCAUGCAAGCAGAAUGCGAGGCUAAGCGGCGUCUAGAAAGACGAGAGCUCGUGCGUUUGAAAGAGCCGCACAGACGUCGUGACGAGAGUCAUGCAAAACUAUGGAAUAAUGUUCAAUAUGUCACAUUUCCGUCUCCGAGUGUAUUACCUGAAAAAGAUUUGCUGUUGCAUUGAUGUUGUUUUUUUUUCUGUUAUGUUUUUAAUUCAGAAUGUGGUUCUAAAACAACCCACGUUUAGAAAUACUGUGGGUAAAAUAAACUUGUUAAUAAAACAAAUGUGGUUGUAUUAUCAUCCCAUGUACUACCUGAAAAAUAUAUACAAUUUUUAGGCAUUAAGAAAACAAACUUUGAAGAGCAUAAUUCAUUUUUAUAUAUCAUAAUGAAGUUUACAAAAGUGUAGUUGAAUGUGAUGCAGAGUCUCUUCACUGAUUGUUCCUAAUGGAGCCACUUCCGCGUGCCUCGUGCCCUCCCCGCCCCCGGUGAGUCACCACUCAUCAGCGGCCCUGUUGGAGUCCUCGUCCGCGACUGCGCAGUCGAGACGCUCCACUCCGGGAAGAGCCAGGUCCCUUUCGUUGAGCUUCUCCAGGAAAGACGAAAGCAAACGUUUGUUUAAAUGGUCCGUCAGGGUCCUCUCCUCCUCCUCCGCCACACGCACCUUCGCCACCUCCGUUUCUUCGGCGCUGGCGUCCGAGUUGAAGUGCGAGAGGGCCGCGCCGUGGUGGCUCAAGGACAAGCCGUUAAGCUGCUCUUCCUCCGUGGGGCUGCCGGCGUCCGCGCUGGAUUCGGCCUCCAUUCUCGAUACUAAAGUUGUCUGCAGGGCGACAUUUUCCAGUUCUUUCAGGCGUUUGCUGUCGAGGCCGCGGCCGGGCGAGUCGUUUCCUGCCGGGUGGUUGGUGUCAAGAGGCUCGCCGCUCUGCUCCAUGGUGCUGUGAAACAGGAAUGCGGAACGAAGAAAUAGAAAACAUUACUUUGGUAACGACUGGACGGUGUCGCCCCCGCGUGGUAGAUUGGGAAUACUGCAACAAAAAAGACAAGUGUUACCCAAACCACACAAUACUAUUCAUUAACAUCUUAUCUUACGUAAGUAUUUGUGGAUAUGAGUGACAAUUUAACCACAAGUUAAAAUCCUUAUUUGUGUAAGCAUACUAAGCAAAUAAAGUUGGUUUUGAUUAUAAUUAAAGACUCAAUUCCUACCUAAAACACAAUAAAUCGAUCAACAUAACCGGCUAGCUGACAGAUCUUCUAACAAACAACACAUCACUGGAAAAACCAGGAAGUAUUUUGCAUUCAAAAUAAGACAGUAUUUUCCAUUAAUUUUGGAAUUUAAUUUUUUGACGGAUAUCUUUCAGAAACACUUAUUAAAAAAAUGUCUACAAUGUUUGACGACUGUGUUUUUUUGCUAGUACUUUUACCCUUUGGGCCCCUUCAAGUGCAUAUGCGUGUGCACGGCGGCCAUAUUGGAACGGUACUUUUGCGACUAACAUUGUCUGCAAGGCACCUAAUAUAUUGUUAGUGAAU